AUGUUGGCCGCAAUUGGCAAAAGAAUAGUCUUCUAUCAAGACAGUGCCACAGAUCUGACCAAAUGUGCAGACCAAAGAUACAGCACAGAGAUCCUCUCCGUUGAUCCUCUCAUCAUUCAUAUCGACAACUUCGUCAAUGAGCAAGAGAUAGACUAUCUCAUGCAAGUAGGGGAGCCACUUUUCCGAGCCUCUCAGCUAUUCGACGACACGCAGGUGCGAUCUGUCGACACACCAUACCGAUCAUCAUCGACUGCAUUUAUGCCAUACGAUGACCCAGUUUGUCAUUGUGUUGGACAGCGAGCGCUAAAGUUCCUUGGGUUUAUCGAACACGUGGAAUAUGAGACUCUGCAACUUGUGCGCUACUAUCCAGGCCAGGAAUACAAUUUACACAGUGACUGGUUGCAUCGGCCAAAACUCAGUCGUUCUCCCCGGGAUGAAGGACGUGAAUAUAACCGCCUGGGAAGUUUCUUUACAUAUCUUGGGGGCAAUGCAACUGGUGGCGAGACUUACUUCCCCUUUGUUAAUGGGGCAAGCCUCAACGCGGACGGCCGCAAAUAUGCUAUCCCAGCCAGUGGUCAGGGGCUGGUAGUGAAACCGACCAAGGGAAGUGCACUAUUCUGGAUGAAUCUUCAUGCUAGUAAUGGAACGGGUGAUGAACGGACACUCCAUGCCGGAUUACCUGUUCAUUCAGGAGUGAAAUACGGGAUGAACGUUUGGACCAAACAUUACAAGUCAUCUCCCAUUAUAGGACCUUACGAAUCACGGGAAGACCAGCCAGAUGAUUUGAAUCAGGAUUUCCUCUUAGAGCGAGGGGUGUUGUCGAACCUAGCGAAUAGUUUGAAACACGAUAGCGAAUAG
Penicillium coprophilum is the source of this 858-nucleotide messenger RNA. RefSeq names its product 2OG-Fe(II) oxygenase family Oxidoreductase. Gene Ontology annotation, molecular function: L-ascorbic acid binding; iron ion binding; procollagen-proline 4-dioxygenase activity. Lineage: Eukaryota; Fungi; Ascomycota; Eurotiomycetes; Eurotiales; Aspergillaceae. The record is from RefSeq and is a predicted model, not a curated record. The transcript is spliced from 2 exons. Gene Ontology annotation, biological process: peptidyl-proline hydroxylation to 4-hydroxy-L-proline. Bases 1 to 858 code for a protein of 285 amino acids. Gene Ontology annotation, cellular component: endoplasmic reticulum.